AUGUCCUCCUCUCCGCAGAAAGUGUCGCUUUACUCGGCCAACGACCUGAAGAACGCGACGGACGAUGCGCUCACCCCGUACCUAACGUCGCUCCCCAAACCCUAUACCUUCCAGCAACAGCACUCGACGACCAACGUGCGUCUGGCGCUCGGGUACACGGCCGUCAUCAUUGCAGGCGUGCUGUUCUACGCAGACUACAAACUCGGAUGGAACGCCACAAAGGCCUACACCGGCCCCGCGUGCCUGGCAUAUUUUGCGCUGAAUGGCGCCUUGACCUACUGGAUAUGGGCUGUUGAAGCGGGCGUCGUCUUCGUGGGCACUAGGGAGGGAGGUCAGAAGUUGACCCUGAAAUCCUCGACGCGGAAAUACGACCCGACAUACAAACUCAAAGUCACGUACGAGGCGCCGUCGGGCAAGAAGUGGGAAGACAAGGAGAUCGAGGGUUCGUUCACCCAGUGGUUCAAUACAUACGGCUAUCUCCAGAAGAAAGACCUGCAGGCCUGGCUGGCCAACAAUAUCGAGGUCCUGGGUCUGGCGGAGAAUGAGAAGGAGAAGGCGAGCCAAGGAAAGAAGAGCACGCACAGCGCCACGACGAUCCCGCUGAAGGUAGAUGAUGGGCCUGAAGAGACCAAGACUGAGACCUUGUCCACGGCCACUGAACCAUCAGCCGUGCUCAGCACCACCAGUGCGAAGAAGGGCAGGUCUAAAAAGAGGACUUGA
This is a messenger RNA of Capronia epimyces CBS 606.96, 720 nucleotides long. RefSeq lists its product as uncharacterized. The coding region runs from base 1 to 720 and encodes 239 amino acids. Lineage: Eukaryota; Fungi; Ascomycota; Eurotiomycetes; Chaetothyriales; Herpotrichiellaceae. The transcript is spliced from 3 exons. The record is from RefSeq and is a predicted model, not a curated record. Gene Ontology annotation, biological process: protein targeting to ER. Gene Ontology annotation, cellular component: membrane; signal peptidase complex.